This is a messenger RNA of Wasmannia auropunctata (little fire ant), 2925 nucleotides long. Its product is annotated as glucose dehydrogenase [FAD, quinone]-like. The coding region runs from base 173 to 2083 and encodes 636 amino acids. The transcript has 10 exons. NCBI's taxonomy places the organism in Eukaryota, Metazoa, Arthropoda, Insecta, Hymenoptera, Formicidae. The record is from RefSeq and is a predicted model, not a curated record. Gene Ontology annotation, molecular function: oxidoreductase activity, acting on CH-OH group of donors; flavin adenine dinucleotide binding.
CGUUCUACGAGUGAGAGGUCUUACAGUUACACUUUGCUCAGUUUUGCAGCACCGCGCGUAGCACGUGCGAGCCUUCGCCGGGUCACGUGUGUUUCACCGGAGUGCAUCGACAAGAGUUUCAUCGCAGAGGAGAAAAGAGGAGAGCUGCGCUCCCCCCAGCCCCAGUGUAACAAUGUCGUCCGGCUUUCUAUCAGUCGGGCCAACAUGCCCGAUAUCCCAUCUCGGACCGAGCCUUGCCGAAGUCUGCUCGGGAUCGCAGUUUUUGACGUUCAUGACGAUUUUGAACACGCUCGUGCAGUCCCAAGAGAAGGUGUCUCAGUCGUGCGAGCGCGUAAGAUCGAAAAAUCCCCCUGAAUACCAGUACGACUUCAUCGUCAUCGGCGGAGGAUCAGCCGGUGCCAUAGUGGCGUCUAGACUGAGCGACAUACCCGAAUGGAAAGUUUUGUUGCUGGAAGCCGGGCCGGACGAACCACCGGGUGCCGAGGUUCCCAGUAUGGUGGCGAUGUUUCUGGGAACUGACAUUGACUGGCAGUAUCAAACCGCGAACGAGAUGAACGCUUGUCUGUCAACCGGCGGAUCCUGCAGCUGGCCACGCGGUAAAAACCUAGGCGGUACGUCCGUCCACAAUGGUAUGAUGUAUAUGCGGGGCCACGCGAAAGAUUUUGACAAUUGGGCGGCCAUGGGCAACCCCGGAUGGAGCUGGCAUGACGUCCUGCCGUACUUUAUGUGCGGAGAGAACAACACGGAGAUCCGCCGAGUUGGUCGCAAGUAUCAUUCGACCGGCGGUCUGUUAACCGUCGAACGGUUUCCGUGGAAGCCUGCAAUCGCGGACGACAUCCUCGCGGCGGCGACCGAAAGAGGAUACCCGAUUAGCGAGGACCUGAAUGGCGACCAAUUUACUGGAUUCACUGUGGCUCAAACCACAAGCAAGGACGGCGUCCGAGUGAGUAGCGCCUCGGCGUAUUUACGACCGGUACGGCAUCGGCGUAAUUUGCACAUCUCCCUAAACGCCACCGCCACGAAGAUCAUCGUCGAAAAUAACAAGGCCGUUGGAGUUCAAUUUUAUCAAGAUGGUGAACUUCGAGUUGCCCGCGCCACAAAGGAGGUAAUCGCCUCCGGUGGUGCCGUAAAUUCGCCUCAACUGUUGCUACUCUCCGGAAUCGGGCCGAAGGAACAUCUGCGGGCGGUGAACGUCACAGUCGUCAAGGAUCUUCCAGGUGUCGGGGAAAACCUGCAUAAUCACGUGUCGUACACUUUAUCGUGGACCAUCAAUCAGCCGAACCUAUACGACUUGACCUGGGCAUCCGCCACGGAAUAUAUCGCCUUCCAGAAAGGACCGAUGUCGUCAACCGGUUUGUCACAACUGACCGGGAUGCUACCGUCGGUCUACUCGACUUCAAAUCAUCCUGACAUCCAGCUGUUCUUCGGCGGCUACCAGGCGGCCUGCGCGACCACCGGUGAAGUGGGCGCCCUCAUGAACAAUGACGGUCGCCACAUCAGCAUAUCGCCGACGAUGACGCAACCGCGUAGCAAGGGGACGCUGCGUCUCGCCAGUAACGACCCGCUCGCGAGCCCGAUCAUCUGGGGCAACUACCUGAGCGAUCCGAUGGACGUGACGGUCCUCGUCGAGGGUAUCGAGAUCGCGAUGUCCCUCGUCAACACCAGUGCCAUGGCCAAGUACAAUAUGACUCUGAACAACAGCCCGUUGUCCACGUGCUCCCAGUAUCCCUAUCUGAGCAAGCAGUAUUGGGCCUGCGCCGUGAGCCAAGACACCGGCCCGGAGAAUCAUCAGGCGGGAUCCUGCAAAAUGGGUCCGCGUAACGAUCCCAUGGCCGUGGUGGACAAUCGAUUGAGGGUGCACGGCAUCAGGAAUCUCCGCGUGGCCGACGCGUCCAUUAUGCCACAGGUAACAUCCAGCAACACGGCAGCUCCGGCCAUGAUGAUCGGCGAAAAGGCGGCCGCGUAUAUCAAGUCCGACUGGGGCGUUGCCGGUAGACAAUGUUCACACACGACGAUCGACAAUACGCUGGACCUGCUACUUUGGGGGAUCAAGUACAUCGACUGGGAUCAGGCUAUAUGGUAGCCGGGGGCUCCACGAUCUAUCUAGUCUCUUUUUGCAUCCAUCCGCAAUGCGUUAUCCGCAGCCUAUGAAAGUCGGCGAGAACGCGACCAAAGGCGAGGACUCUCUCUGUCUCUGGAAGAUCCCCGUAGGCUGCGAAUUCCCUUCUCUUCGGUAUGAUCGAGCGAUCGAGCCGAACUUGCACAUCGCUCAAUCGCUCGAGCGCUUGAGCUCGAAAUUAUGCCGCAAUGUGCGAUUAUUGUUACUAACGCAGCGAGUCGUACGACCGAAGACAGUCAUCGUCUCGCUGUAACCGCCAUGUCUUAAUUUCCAGUUGGGAAUUUCCUAAGAUUGUGCGUAUCAUAGCGUCGCGGCUGUCGCGAGAGAGAAAUUCAUCGUUGAUCAAUUAGCCGCGACGCAACGAGCGCAAAUCUCCGUACAACUUAUAAACAAGUAUUCUUACUAUUAUUAAUUAACUAAUUAAUAAUUAAUUCCUAUAAUUAAUUCCUCAAACAAGCUACAAUUUCCUACAAUUGCCUUUAGUUACUGUUGUGUCACCAAGAGUUUAGAAUUACGAAAAAGCUUAGAUAUGUACAUAUUAUGCUAAUAAUCUCUUUCAAUAUUCAUAGUAUAUCUCUCAAUAACUGUGGCAUAUAAUACUACCCAUGGAUGUCCUAUUGAAAUGAUGACCAAAGACAGAUUCUGGUACCUGGUACACCAGCCGCCAAAAAACGUAGUAAUUAAUUGUUAACAAAACAAAAAAAUGUAAAAAAUGAAAUGAAUUAUAAAAUAUGGAACUCGACCGCUCUCAGCCGAGUGUAAAUCAAAAUAUUGUAAAUAAACAAGAUUGCAUUAUAGCACAGAUC